CUCAUUUUUGCACUGAAAAAUACCCAACAAAUUGAUUAGAAAAACCAGAAGCAAAUAAUUAUAGAGAAGGUAGAAAAAGAUAUACCAAAAUAUGCUCUCACCACCUUGCAGUAGGGAAGCCUCGGGGAGGAGCUGCUUACAUGGUUGCUGCUUACACGGUGGAGCUUCCUCCUCCUCCACCUAUGAUGCUUCUUCAACUCCCAAAUCAACAAAGAAAGUCAACAUGUUCAGGUACGACUUCACACUUGCCAUAUCUUCUUCUCUCCACCCAAAUACCCAAUUCACCAAUCAUGAGUCCCUCCCUUCCCUCCAUGAAGCCUUCUCUUCCUUCACGAAAUCAUUCCCACAAUUUUCGCAGACUGACCAAUCUGACCUCAUCAGAGCCCAUCAAUAUUACCAUCUCACCCUCUCCAACCAUGUCUGCUUUGAUUACAUUGGACAUUGCCUCUUCUCUUACUCUCAGUCUCAGCAACAAACACAAUAUAAUUCCUCAUCGUCUCAAAUCCCUUCAACUUCCUCUUCCCCUCCUCCUCCUCAGUUGCUUCACUCCCAAGAACCAUUGUUUUUCGACAUUUCAUACAAGUCAGUAAACUUGCACACCCAAGUUUUGUAUGGAGGGCAAGAAUCAGAAUUGGAGCUUCAAAUGAGGAAAAGAAUAAUGGAUUAUAUGAACAUCUCCGAAAGUGAUUACUCCAUGGUUUUCACUGCCAAUCAGUCAUCCGCUUUCAAGCUUCUAGCCGACUCGUAUUCCUUUCGCAACAAUCCAAGUCUUUUGACUGUUUAUGACUACAAGAAUGAGGGAGUGGAUGUGAUGAAAGAGAGCUCAAAAAAGAAGGGAGGACGGAUUAUGUCCGCAGAGUUCUCAUGGCCUAACAUGAGAAUUCAGUCGCGAAAAUUGAGAAGACGGAUUGGGAAUGGUAAUCCGACGAGGAAAAAGCAACGGGGGCUGUUUGUUUUCCCACUUCAAUCGAGAGUGACAGGAGCGCGGUAUUCGUAUAUGUGGAUGAGCAUAGCGCAGGAGAAUGGUUGGCAUGUUUUGCUUGAUGCAUGUUCACUGGGGCCUAAGGACAUGGACACUUUGGGCCUCUCACUCUUUAAGCCUGAUUUUCUCAUUUGCUCUUUCUUCAAAGUUUUUGGGGAAAACCCAUCAGGGUUUGGUUGCUUGUUCGUCAAGAAAUCCAGUGCCUCAGUCUUAAAGGAUCCAACAUUUGCUUCAAGUACAGGAAUUGUGAGCCUUGUCCCGGCAUCAAAACGAUCUGAAUUUUCAGAGGAGUACUCAAUUUCUAUGGACAUGGAAACUGAUCGAAAACAGUCCAAAUUCAAAACCUCGAAGUCCCAUGAAAGCGAAGAAGUCUCCCUAAAGAAGAAGGAACAUUUAGUUUCUGAAAUUACGGAAUUAGACAGAGAAGAAUCCAAUCAGUCUGUCAAAUCAGAUAACUCAGCGAUCACAUGCAAGGGCUUGGAUCAUGCCGAUUCAUUAGGUCUAGUACUGAUUAGCCGAAGAGCAAGGUACUUGAUCAACUGGCUAGUGAAUGCAUUGAUGAGCCUUCAAUAUCCGCACUCACAAUAUGGCCAUCAAUUGGUCAGAAUCUAUGGACCAAAGAUAGAAUUUGAUCGGGGACCAAGCUUGGCAUUCAAUGUGUUUGACUGGAAAGGAGAAAAGAUUGAUCCGUUGAUCGUGCAAAAGCUAGCUGAUCGAAACAACAUUUCACUGAGUUACGGGAUUUUGAACCACAUUUUGUUCUCGGACAAGCACGAGGAAGAGAGGGAAACAAAGUUGGAGAAAUGCACAAGUGAUCAAGUGGAAGGAAGUAGUAGUGAAGGGAUAUCUGUGGUGACUGCUGCAUUAGGGCUUUUGACAAACUUUGAUGACAUUUACAGGCUUUGGGUAUUUGUUUCAAGGUUUUUGGAUGCAGAUUUUGUGGAGAAGGAGAGAUGGAGAUACAUGGCUCUUAAUCAAAGGACUGUUGAGAUUUGAAGUAAAUUAGUUUGUCAAUUAAUUCUUUCAUUCUUUCACAUUGUUUUAUGAAAAUAUAGUCUUGACUCUCGGACUAUGUGACAUUUUACAUUGUUAAAUUGAUAAUAGUUCGAAAACGCAAUAUGUCGGACCGUUGGCAAAAUAACAAGAGAAUAUUAACCCGUGGUU
Pyrus x bretschneideri (Chinese white pear) is the source of this 2146-nucleotide messenger RNA. RefSeq lists its product as uncharacterized. The coding region runs from base 92 to 1978 and encodes 628 amino acids. The transcript has a single exon. Lineage: Eukaryota; Viridiplantae; Streptophyta; Magnoliopsida; Rosales; Rosaceae. The record is from RefSeq and is a predicted model, not a curated record.